AUGAUCCAGAAGCUGUGGGCGGCGCGGGAUAGGAUAGAAAAGGAGGAGAAGAAAAUCUCUUGGGAUACGAAAAAGUCGAGGGUUAAUAAAGAGGUUUUUGGAGUUGGCCGGGGUGAGGCUGAGGUCACGUUAUUUCUCCGCAGCCGGCGCUACAAAACCGUCCAUGGUCGUCGUAUUAGUAUCAACAAAUACAUUUGCUCGUUCGAUGACGAUCCGUGGAGGAGAUAUGGAUAG
Molecule: messenger RNA, 234 nt
Organism: Paracoccidioides lutzii Pb01
Exons: 1
Coding region: 1-234 (77 amino acids)
Source: RefSeq, a predicted model, not a curated record